AUGGACCAAAGAUGUUUCGCCAUUCUGUGUCACCUACUGAGGACCAUUGCUGAAUUAACGUCGACGGAAGUCGUCGAUGUUGAGGAGAUGGUAGCAAUGUUCCUCCACAUUCUUGCGCACGACGUAAAAAAUCGUGUCAUUCAACGAGAGUUCAUGCGGUCGGGUGAGAUAAUUUUCCGUCAUUUCAACAUGGUCUUGUUGGACGUCAUUCGACUUCAUGAGGAGCUUUUGAAAAAACCACAACCAAAUUGCCUAGGUGCAUUAGAUGGAACGUAUAUAAAAGUCAACGUUCCAGCAAGUGACUGGGCUAGGUAUAGAACACGCAAGGGGGAGGUAGCCACAAAUGUACUUGGCGUGUGUGACACGAAAGGAGAUUUCAUUUACGUACUUACCGGUUGGGAAGAAUCAGAUGUAGACUCACUCAUCCUCCAUGAUGCCCUUUCAAGACCUAAUGGCCUGAAGGUGCCCAAGGGCUAUUACUACCUGGUUGAUGCCGGGUACCCAAAUGCGGAGGGUUUCCUGGCACCAUACAGAGGCCAACGCUACCACUUGCAAGAAUGA
Molecule: messenger RNA, 561 nt
Organism: Cucumis melo (muskmelon)
Lineage: Eukaryota; Viridiplantae; Streptophyta; Magnoliopsida; Cucurbitales; Cucurbitaceae
Exons: 3
Coding region: 1-561 (186 amino acids)
Source: RefSeq, a predicted model, not a curated record